Teleopsis dalmanni is the source of this 535-nucleotide messenger RNA. RefSeq lists its product as uncharacterized. NCBI's taxonomy places the organism in Eukaryota, Metazoa, Arthropoda, Insecta, Diptera, Diopsidae. Bases 1 to 522 code for a protein of 173 amino acids. The record is from RefSeq and is a predicted model, not a curated record. The transcript is spliced from 3 exons.
AUGUUUUAUAUUAUAAAAACAGCACCACGUAAUUUUGGACUUCUUUGGACGAAAGCGAAUUGCAGUGUGACAGAUCCUUAUUAUGUUGCCGAGUUCUCGUGCGAAAUUAUUCCCUUACCUAAGGAAAAGAGCAACUACCUUGAUCCUGCUAUACGCUUCUCACGAGAUAUAAAGCAAUUGGUUUUGGAUUUUCGGAUUGUUAUGGAACGUGGAAAUCAGAAAAAUUUUGAAUUACUUAAAUUUAAAGCGGAUGGUUGCAAUAUUUUGAAUAAACAAGCCAAGAAUCCAAUUAUGAAUGCAAUGUUCAAAAGAGUUUUUCAAGCCAGUAAUUUUCCUUCACGAUGUCCUAUAAAAGGCAAUAUAACGUAUAAAACGGAUAAAUUUGCCAUUGAUCCAGAAAGUUUUCCAAUGUAUACACCAGAAAUGAAUUUCACAACCAAAUUAUACUUUUAUUCAGAGAAGAAAACUUUAAUGGCAACUGGAAGUAUGGACACGGCAGUGUUUAAUAAAGGAGCUAAUUAGGAUCAUAUAAAAA